Papaver somniferum (opium poppy) is the source of this 642-nucleotide messenger RNA. RefSeq lists its product as uncharacterized. Lineage: Eukaryota; Viridiplantae; Streptophyta; Magnoliopsida; Ranunculales; Papaveraceae. The coding region runs from base 1 to 642 and encodes 213 amino acids. The record is from RefSeq and is a predicted model, not a curated record. The transcript has a single exon.
AUGACCUUCGAUGCUGAAGAUAUAGAGGAAGACAUGGAAGAUCACAAUGAUACCUUGGUUCUCACUCUACCAGUGGCUGGGUGCAACAUCAGGAAGAUCCUCAUAGACGGAGGAAGUUCGGUUAAUGUUCUGUUCCAUGACACAUUCAAGCGGAUGAAGUUAAACGACGAGCAACUCAUGUCCACUUAUUACACCAUCUACGGAUUCAAUGGGGGCACCAACGAAGACCUUAGGGGAUACGUUUUGCAAGUAGAUGCAGGACCAAUGAAGGUUGAUACUCGAUUCAGCGUAGUGGACGCUCCUUCCUCCUACAACGCUAUCAUCGGUCAAAAAUGGGUGCAUAAGCUCAAAGGAGUAGCAACGACCUAUCAUCAAUACCUUAGAUUUCCAACACCCGAAGGGGUAAUGGAAAUAAAGGGAGAUCAGGUUACCCCCCGAGAAUGUCAAGCUUUGCAAAACCAAAUCAACAAUGAACAAGAGGAACAACGGAAGUUCCGAAGAAAUAAGGCAGCUGACAAGGAAAAAGCAAUUGACCUUUAUCUCGAAGAAAUCUCAAGAAAAAGCCUGGCAAAGGAAAGUAUUGUUCUGAAUACCGAAGAAGGCACAUCCGCAGCUAAGGGGGCUGAAGAGCCUACCAAAUAG